GAGAUGGCAAAUGUUGUGGAAGCCAAUGGGCGGCAGAGGAGAAGACAGAGAUUAGACAAAAAAUUGAAAGUUGCAUACACAGGAGUUGAGAUGGUGGCUCAUGUAAUAGAUAACUAUGACAGGCCAAGGAAUAGUUAUGCUAAAGGAGUGUAUGCCAAUACAGACAAAUACGCAUACGCCUUCAGUAACAAACCUGGACAACGCAUCCCAAAAGCUGGAGUUAUGGCACAGGCUGGAGUAGGACGCGCUGAAAUAGAGUGCAGCAUCUUUGAAGCUGAAGCCAAUGGACCAAAUGCAUCUGCAGGUGCUGAGGCAAAUGUACUGAAGGCUGUUGCUGUGGCUCAAGCUGAAGUUGGAAGUGUAGGAGCAUCCAUGGGCCCAUUGGAAGUGAAAGCCAGAGGCCCAAAUGUUGGAGCGGAAGCUGAGGUUUCCCUGCUUGGAGCUGGUGCCAUGGCUCGAGCGGAGGUUGCGAGUGUAGCAGCAGCUGCUGGCCCAUUUGAAGUGAAAUGUGGGCUGGCGGUUGACACUGGUGUCAAACUCAGCUUCAUACAAGGAGAAUUAAAGUUUCUGGGCACUGGGGUGACAGUCGGCCGCACAACAGGGGUUUCUGUGCUUGGAAAUGAAGUAACUAUCAGUCUUUGGUAAAGCAACGUUAAUUCUAAAAAUCACUUACAUUUAUUUUUUUCACAAUGUGUAAAAUUCAAGU
Molecule: messenger RNA, 706 nt
Organism: Pygocentrus nattereri (red-bellied piranha)
Lineage: Eukaryota; Metazoa; Chordata; Actinopteri; Characiformes; Serrasalmidae
Exons: 3
Coding region: 4-645 (213 amino acids)
Source: RefSeq, a predicted model, not a curated record